Molecule: messenger RNA, 1492 nt
Organism: Heterobilharzia americana
Lineage: Eukaryota; Metazoa; Platyhelminthes; Trematoda; Strigeidida; Schistosomatidae
Source: the annotation of a GenBank genome assembly
AGACACUGAAUUCUCCACCAUCAUCCAAUCCACGUGUAUCACCAUAUGAACAUAAAACUAUCCCCGCCUAAAAGAACUAUUGCCACAUACUUUCAACAGCGGUCUUAUUUUUCCUGACAAUUUAUCAGAUGUGAAACAAGUAGAUUCUGCCAGACAAAGUCAUAGUCAUAAUGAUGAUAAACUUUUGUGAACUUAAUACAAAAUCCUAGUAAUUACGUAAGAAGUAUAGUGAAAGCGAAUUUUGUUUUAGACGAUUGUGAACACCUGCUUCCUACACAUUUACAGAACAGCAAGCCACAAAGUAUUGUUGAAGAAUCGAAACAGAAUGAAACUAACACUCAUUUCAAUGCUUUAAGAUCAUUCCCGUUCUUCUCAUCUCUGUCGACAUCUUCAGUCAACAGUGAUGUGCCGGCAUUGAUAACCCGGUCUAAUCAACUAAGUGAAUCAUGUCCUGGAUAUACACAUGAAUUACCAGUGAUCAGUUACAUCUAUAAGACUCUUGCCAGUUUAUUAUCAAAUCCAACACCUUCGGGUACCAGUAAUGAUGAAUGGACCACAGUUUUGAACGAAAUCAAUAGUAUUUCAGAUAUUCAAAACCGUGUAAAGCAGGAUUCAUAUUUUCAAAGUCAUUUAUUUAAAAUGUAUGAACAAAGCAGAAACAGUAUACUUACUGCAGACCGAUUAUUAUUAAGUGACAAUAAAGAGUGCUAUACGUCAGAUGCAGUUCUAUCUAAAUUAUUCAGUAAUGAUCAAAAGUCUAUUUGUAAGAGUCAGCUUAACGAUGUACAACAUUAUGAUAAUUGUAAAACUUUACGAGACAAUUACCAGGAUAAAUCCAAUCAAUUACCUACAGCAUCCUUGUCGUCACUUGGGUUUCCUUUGAUCAAUCCAUUUGUGGAUUAUGAAUUAUCAGGAAGAAAUAUGAAGAAAAAAACUUGUAGUUAUCCUAAAAAGUGUUCCUCUUUUCUUGGCAAUAUACUUUCAGAUGAACAUAUAUCACAUAACCCUGUCAGUUCAUUGAGUAAUUUGUUGCACAAAGAAACCAGUUUACAUUUAUUCAAUUCAUCAUUAAUUGGUGAUAAACAGGAGAGAAUUGUCAACACAGAAAAUAUGGAACAUUGGAAUCUCGAUAAAGAAAAAGAUCCAAACAGCUGUGUACGCUUAGUUAGUGGACAAAUAAAAAGCAGAAAUGAAUUAACAGUGUCCGAUUUUAUAACUAGUGCUAUCAAAUAUGAUAAUGUGAGUAAAUAUGUACGUGAUAAUGGCACAUUAAUUGAAACCUUAGCAAAUACAAAUAAUUUGGAAAUGUGUUGGGUAAAAUUAGUACAAAUAAAAGAAAAUUUUGAAGGUAGUAUUGUCAAUUUGUCAAGUGAAUUAGUAUUUAUUCAUUCAUCUAAACGUCAUCAUUUAUUAGUUGGCAUCAAUGAAAAAAGUGGCGGUAAACACGCUUCCCGGAUGUUAUGGCCUCAUUUCAAUGCCAAAAGUUUUAAUG